AUGGUUAAAUUAACUACAUCUGAUGCACUUAACUAUCUCAAGAUCGUGAAGGAUGCAUUUCAAGAUGACCGUGAAAAAUAUGAUAGGUUUCUUGUCAUCAUGAAAGACUUCAAAGCUCAAAGAGUUGAUACUAAUGGUGUCAUAUUAAAAGUGAAAGAACUCUUCAAGGGGCAUGAAGACUUGCUUUUGGGUUUCAAUACAUUCUUGCCAAAGGGUUUCGAGAUAACUCUCGGAGGUGACCAAACCAAGAACGUUGACUUUGACGAUACACUCAGUUUUAUCAAGAAGGUCAAGACAAGGUUUCACGACGAUAAACGUGCAUACAACUCAUUUUUAGACGUAUUGAACAAGUGCAAAAAGGAAAGGAUGGGCAUUUCUGAGGUCCAUUAUGAGGUGGCUAUCCUUUUCCGAGACCAUCAAGAUUUGCUUGUGGAAUUCGAACAAUUUAUCCCUCUUUUUAGAUUAAGAUGA
Molecule: messenger RNA, 471 nt
Organism: Arabis nemorensis
Lineage: Eukaryota; Viridiplantae; Streptophyta; Magnoliopsida; Brassicales; Brassicaceae
Source: the annotation of a GenBank genome assembly